GUUGCACGUCCGAGGUCGGAAGAGGGGGACGCAUGCAACUGUUUUCGAUAAUCGGCCGCGCGUUCCGUACGUGAAAAGCGGACAGUAUCCCGCCAGUCACGUCCACGUAAAAACGGAUAUAUGCCCAGAAUAUUUAUUAAGUGGGUGGUUGUGCGUGACUUUUCCCCUGUGAAUAGCUAACCCCGUAAACGAUCACCCACGAAAAUAGAACGGGCGUUUGUUUGAUAACUGAAAACGUCUCCAAUUGAAACGCUAGAGACGUCUGUGACAAGUGAAUCGCCCUGAAGAAUUGAGUGACAGCGAACUGUAUGGACAUUAUGGGACAAACCAAAUAUAGGUAAACAGUGAAAACAAAACAUUAAAACCAUCAUCAGUGUAUAGAGUGACUGUUUUUAAAAAUGGAACAUUUUUUAUGCCCAAUCAAACUGUUUUAAUAAUUUAAUACGAAAAUGAAUAGACUAAGAGCGGAUUUGGACAAGUAACGUGUGUGAAUUGUGACGAUGUUGCCGUAUCAGGCUGUAGCUAUGGACUACGCGGUGGCCUCCGCAGGUUUCCAUCACCAUCAGAGGCCUGGAGGCCUGCCCGGCGUGAUGGGCCUCCCGGGGCCCGGGGCCGGACUGAAUCCUGGCCUUAAUCCGGCCUUCACCCAUUCCUGGUUCGUACAGACAAGCCCGGAUAUCUGUCGGCAGCAACAAGCAUCCAACCAAUCGCAUCUCGAACCUGGUAUUCUAGAGCUACGGAAAGAGAAGAGUAGAGAUGCAGCUCGAUCUAGAAGAGGGAAAGAGAACUACGAGUUCUACGAGUUGGCAAAAAUGCUGCCACUACCGGCCGCCAUCACCUCCCAGUUGGAUAAGGCUUCCAUCAUCAGACUGACCAUCAGCUACCUCAAGUUAAGAGAUUUUUCCGGACACGGUGACCCACCAUGGAGUCGAGACCCACCGCCGACUAGCAAAGCAUUGAAAGGGGCUCAAAGCAGAAGAACAUCCGUGGGAUUGGCUAUGGAACUUUUUGAGCAACAUCAGGGCACACAUAUACUUCAGUCUCUCGACGGCUUCGCUUUGUCAGUGGCAGCAGACGGGAGGUUCCUGUACAUAUCAGAAACUGUAUCUAUAUAUUUAGGAUUAUCACAAGUAGAAAUGACGGGCAGCAGUAUAUUCGACUAUGUCCAUCAGGCAGACCACGCGGAGAUAGCUGAACAGCUUGGUUUGUCUCUAGCAGGCAGGUCUGGUGGUGCUGGUCUUAACAGUCCAGCGUCUGGCAGCGAGGAGGGAAGUCAACACGGCACUAAUAACCCAGAUGUAUCAGCACAAAUGAGUUUGGCUGCCAGCGGAAGUUUAUACAGAGGGAUGGAUCGUGCAUUCUGCGUCAGAAUGAAGAGCACUCUCACAAAACGUGGAUGCCACUUUAAAUCGUCAGGAUACCGGGUGGUGCUGAUGCUUUGUCGUUUGCGGCCUCAAUACUCCUUUUCACACAGUCGGAAGUCACCAACUGUCCUCCUCGGAAUGGUGGCACUGGCGAUAGCCUUACCACCGCCAUCUGUGCAUGAAAUAAGACUGGAGUCCGAUAUGUUCGUCACAAGAAUCAAUUUCGACUUUCGAAUAGCUCACUGCGAACCCAGCAGGGUGUCAGAACUACUGGGAUAUACAGCGGAAGAACUCACGGGAAAGAAUCUGUACGCACUGUGUCACGGAGAAGAUGCGAAUAAACUUAGAAAAUGUCACGUAGAUUUAAUGAACAAAGGCCAAGUGCUAACGCACUACUACAGGAUAAUGAACAAACUAGGCGGGUACACAUGGAUGCAAACAUGCGCGACUGUCGUUUGCUCAUCAAAAAAUGCCGAAGAGCAAAACAUCAUUUGUGUCAACUACGUGAUCAGUGGUCGGGAAUAUCCAAACACGGUGAUGGAUUGCUGUCAAUUAGAAGAGAGUGUACAAGGUGUUAAACGCGAAGAAAGCACCGGGGAUCCUGAAAAUGGUCCGCCAGAUACUGAUAAUUCGGGAGGACCACCACCACCACAGAGACAUCCAACAGAAAGAACGGAACCGCCGACGAAUCAAGAAGCAGCGUCUACGGCACCCGUACCAACUUCUGACGUCACUCAUCUAACGAGAUUAAGCGAUGCCCAACCAUUACCUUUACACACGAAUCCAGAAAGAACAUCCCCAAUGCCAGCGAGAAGACUGAAAAAACGAAAACACACUACCGAUGAAGACGACGAAAGAGACGAGGAGAGACGGAAGUCCUCUUCCAACCCUGGCGCGGCAAUAUCGCCUGUCGAACGGGAAAUGACCAAAACAAAUCUAUCAAUACCCGAAGGCACAACCGACGCAACAUCGGUGAGGGACUUAGAAAAUGCGAUGUCAAAACACUUGCCCUCCGUAUCGUUAGACGGCAAAGAGAUAUCAUCGCACCGACCCACUGACUUCUCUACGGAUGCUUUGUUAAAACAGCAACAACAAAAGUCAACAAUACAAUGGAUCGGUACUCAGAAUCAUCAUCUGAACCAUUUAAAUAGACAAAUCCCUGGCAAUCACACCACUACUCCAGCAUCAGCGUUACUAAGACAACUGUAUGCCAAUAGAGAAAGUGUCAUUCGCAGUAACUUCUUAGGGGAUGGAAGAACUGGUGGUUAUUAUUCAAGCGAUGGCCAAAAUGGACCAUUGCCUACACCACCAGGAAGUGAAGGCUCCAGUUACGGAGAACAACUAGGUCAUAAGGGUACAGAUAUAAGUUCUUUAGCUUACGGGGGCUACGCUGAUUACCAUUCAGCUAUGACACCACCAGGAUCAGUCUCUCCGAGGGAUAAACAACAAUACGCAUUGUCAUACGAUAACAGUGCUUAUUCCGAGGCACUAAGGCACUCGUAUCUGGGCGAGACGCCGUUGCCUUUGAAGCCGCAAGCGUAUUCAGCCGUUCCUGGUGCUUUGGAUUACGCGUCUCCUUUAGACCAAUCACAGUUCUUCCAUCCGCCGUCAUCGUUCCAUCUUUAUCAUCCACAAGCUCACGCUGCCCACGCAACUCAUUCGCACCAAACUGUUGAUAAAUCAGCGCCUCCGAAUACGAAUUGGUAUUCGGCUGGAUCAUAGCCAUAUAUGAGAUAAGUUUGAGGGUUUUCCAUUUUCUGCCGUGGGCUUUAAAUAUGUGCAAGUGAGAUCCCAAAUGUUUUCAAAUGUAUUUUUUGUUUUGAAUUUUGUUCCGUUGUUAAGUUUAGCAUUUUUGUUAUCGUUAAGCAAUACUGUCACAAGUUUUUUUGGGAAUUCUCCCUUAUUAUAGUGAAUUGUAAAUAAAUUAUUAAUGGUUCGUUUCAAAACACAUUGUUUCUCAAUUUGUAUACGGACAAGAAGACUUUUUAACUAUUAAAUACUCAAAGAUGACAAGUUUUCGUAAUGUGACUGCUUAUUUGAGAUCUGUGUAAAGUAUGUAUUAAUAUUAUUAUAAUGAUGUGCCAAAUUUGGUGCUUACGGCUAUAUUUGAUUGCAUUUAGCUUUAAAUCCUGAUAAGAUGUUACAUUACCUUUUUCUAUAUUUUACGUAGACACAAUUCUAUUUUCCACAGCGUCAAAGCAUUCAUAGAUUUACAUUACUUAAAUUAGUUAUUCAUCUACAAUAACUUAUUAAAAUAAAGAUAUAUAUUUAUUUCACUCUCAAGAAAAACCCCAGUGAACUACGUAAAGCUUAUUGCAUAUCAUAGUGAAGUUAGGCUUUUUGUAAAUUAUUGUACAAUAUUUAAUGACACGACUGUAUUUUAGACGGUAGUUGUAAUUUCCAAUCUGUACAUUUUAAUACUAAGUAUUGUAUAUUAUUAUUUUUAUUCGUUCGAAAUAAGAUUUCAUUGUAAAUAUUGUCAUUUAGAAUUUAUUUCUUAUUUAUAAUUAUGACAUCGCUCAAAGACUACAAUUUUUUCUUAAGUAUUUAAAUGAAAAUGCUCUAUUAGAUUAGAUGAUUCCAUUAUAAAACAGUCAUCAAACGGAAUAGUGAAAUUCUAUAGCAUUUAGUCAUAUUACAAACUUCGAAGGCAGAGUAUUUGCAAAAGAUAUUGACUCAAUAAAUGUUGCACGUUUUCUCAAACGUCUCUUUCUAACUAUAUGGAUAUAACAAGAACAGAAACACUUAAUCUUUCAAUUUUAUUUAACCAUAAGGAACUAAGUAUAAAUUACAAUAUUGCUGUUUAUGAAGCUUAUUUGGUUUGUGAUAGUCAAAAAUUCUACUAAAUUUCAGUUUAGGAUAUGUGCAACGUUACUGAAUCCUUCAAUUAACUUUACUGUAAAAACAUGACAUAAUUAAUUUAAAAUACUCGAUUUCAACUGAUAUCUCUUUGUAUUAAUUCAAACUAAAUUGUUUUAUUUAGUUCUUAUGUAUUUUUAUACGUGGUCUAUAUGUAACAAAUAAAUUAGUUCUUUACGUUUUUGGUCAUAAAGAUUUCGUUAUAUCAAUGCUAUGUCUGUGCAAUAUGGGUUAAACAAUAAUGUUGUUCACUACGAUUUUUAUAAGCUUCGUUAGUAAAUUUAAGAUAACUAUCAUUAAAAUUGUAAUAAAAUUAUUGUAAUGAGAAAAAAUCGGUUUAAGCGUUUUGCAGUUAUCUGUUACUUUCCAAAUAUUUUCUGAAAACUCAUUCCAUUUAAUUUAAUUUUAGUUGUUAUGUAACUUAAUAACUGACUUAAAUAAUGAACAAAAAUCAAAGAAGUUUUUUUUAUUUCUCUGAAUAAAUGAUUAAGAAUUUUU
Diatraea saccharalis (sugarcane borer) is the source of this 4721-nucleotide messenger RNA. NCBI's taxonomy places the organism in Eukaryota, Metazoa, Arthropoda, Insecta, Lepidoptera, Crambidae. The record is from the annotation of a GenBank genome assembly.